GUUGCAUGAGCUGAUCAGGUUGAAAGCAUCAGGUGACAAGAAGCCUAACAUUAAAAGCCUUUUAUUGGAUAUUGAUUUUCGGUAUUCGCAGUUUUAUAUGGAAGAUAGCUUUUGCCAUUAUAACAUGUUUAACCAUCACUUCUUUGAUGGAGAGGCUGCCCUUGAAGUAUGCAGAACAUUUUUACAGGAAGAUAAAGGUGAAGGAGUCAUUAUGGUGACAGACCCUCCUUUUGGUGGCUUGGUUGAACCUCUGGCUGUUACAUUCAAGAAGCUAAUUGCUAUGUGGAAGAAAGGUCAAAGUCAAGAUAACAAUCACAAAGAACUACCCAUUUUCUGGAUUUUUCCCUAUUUUUUUGAAUCCCGAAUUUGUCAGUUUUUUCCAAGCUUCCACAUGCUGGACUACCAGGUAUA
Messenger RNA from Myotis lucifugus (little brown bat), 411 nucleotides. Its product is annotated as zinc finger CCHC domain-containing protein 4-like. The annotation marks the transcript as partial. The record is from RefSeq and is a predicted model, not a curated record. The transcript has 4 exons. Gene Ontology annotation, cellular component: cytoplasm; nucleolus. NCBI's taxonomy places the organism in Eukaryota, Metazoa, Chordata, Mammalia, Chiroptera, Vespertilionidae. Gene Ontology annotation, biological process: rRNA methylation. Gene Ontology annotation, molecular function: rRNA (adenine-N6-)-methyltransferase activity; nucleic acid binding.